AUGUUGCGUAUGGGCGAAAGUAAGAACGAAAAUUUGUUGGCCACGCCGAGGGCAUACGUCACGCGUCUGUCUACGGGUUGGAAUUUAGCGUGGAAGAAAAUGUGGAAGAAGACACAAGCUAUGCAGUGUGCUCUUUAUUUCAAACUAUUUCGCGAGGUUGAGAGGCGGAGGAGAGCGGGAAUGAUCGACGAGUGCUUCGCUGCGAAGAUGUUGGAACAGCAAGAAGAUCUAGCACUGGAACGUGAUACCAUUGUGUACAUCUGCGGGGUCCUUUUAGAUGGAGGGGCAGAGACUACUGCCUCAUUUUUGCAGAAUCUCGUUCUAUGUCUGGUGAAAUACCCAUCGGUAUUAAAGAAAGCCCAAGCUGAGGUGGAUAAUGCCGUUGGAGACAGACUUCCAGAUUCCAACGAUAUAAAAUCCAUGCCCUAUGUUCAAGCCAUCAUCAAAGAGACUCAUCGCUUCCUGCCCACUGCGCCGACCUCCAUCCCGCACGCUUCUGUUGAUGACUCGGAGUAUCGAGAAUAUAUCAUCCCCAGAAAAACACCCAUUCUCAUCAAUGUCUUUGGGAUAUGUCGGGAUCCAAAGCUCUAUGAACGACCUGAGGAAUUCUGGCCUGAGAGGUAUCUGCUAUCGCCAGAUGGUACUAUGUCGGGACUACCCGAUGGUACGGGUUACACUCGUACAACACUGCCCUUCGGAAGUGGAAAGAAUCUGGCUGUCAUGCGUCUUCUCUGGGCAUUCGACUUCGUUUCUAUUGAUAGUCCCGCCCCUUCGACGCCAAAAUGGGAUAUUGAGAAUGAAUUUGUUGACGGUAUUACGUUGAGCGCAAAACCAUUCCAAUGCAAAAUUACGCCACGCAGCACAAGGAAAGCAUCCAUCAUUGAAAAAUCGUACAAAUCUCUCAGAGAUAGUUUUGGCGGUCAACUACAGUAA
Psilocybe cubensis is the source of this 933-nucleotide messenger RNA. RefSeq names its product Cytochrome P450 monooxygenase. The coding region runs from base 1 to 933 and encodes 310 amino acids. Lineage: Eukaryota; Fungi; Basidiomycota; Agaricomycetes; Agaricales; Agrocybaceae. The record is from RefSeq and is a predicted model, not a curated record. The transcript has 8 exons. Gene Ontology annotation, molecular function: oxidoreductase activity, acting on paired donors, with incorporation or reduction of molecular oxygen; monooxygenase activity; heme binding.